Sclerotinia sclerotiorum 1980 UF-70 is the source of this 270-nucleotide messenger RNA. RefSeq lists its product with no specific name. Lineage: Eukaryota; Fungi; Ascomycota; Leotiomycetes; Helotiales; Sclerotiniaceae. The record is from RefSeq and is a predicted model, not a curated record. The transcript is spliced from 3 exons. Bases 1 to 270 code for a protein of 89 amino acids.
AUGGAUAUACGAUUAUCUGGAGCUACACGGUUUCAUUUCUACGAAGGGAAGGUUCUUUUGGCAUACUGGGGAGACGACAAGGGGCCAUUGGGACAAACAAUUUUGAUCGCACGAGCCAAAGUACACGCUGAGGACUACAAUGAAUUCGCCUCGGUCCUCCUUGCUGUUGCACGUCCCCAACCCCCUCGAUUGCUCAGCCCUGUUACGAAUCGCUUCAUCGUAAAGCAGAACAAAUCGGACAAGCUUUCCGCAUUCCGAGAUGAGCGAUAG